This is a messenger RNA of Lethenteron reissneri (Far Eastern brook lamprey), 2426 nucleotides long. RefSeq names its product nectin-4-like. Lineage: Eukaryota; Metazoa; Chordata; Hyperoartia; Petromyzontiformes; Petromyzontidae. The record is from RefSeq and is a predicted model, not a curated record. Gene Ontology annotation, cellular component: adherens junction. Gene Ontology annotation, biological process: homophilic cell-cell adhesion; heterophilic cell-cell adhesion.
CCGCGAAUCGGUGGGCGGCUCAAUGAAGCGGCCAAGGCCGCGUGAGGCGUCUCAGACGCAAGGCCGCAAGCUCCGAGGGUUCCGCGCUCGUUUCGCCUCUUGAACAAAAAGCGGCAAAGAAGGCGACAAUGUCGGUCAGAUUCAUCGCCGUGGUGGCGGCGAUCGUCGUCCUCACGAAAGCCGAUGCGAAGACAAUGAUCAACGUCACCAGUGGAGAUUCCGCAAAGAUGGUGUGCAGCUAUGUUGCAGCGGCAAACGUUACUUUCACGCAGAUGGAGUGGACAAAGACUAAAGACAAUACAGUGGCGAUACUCAACCCGAACAACAUGAUAUACAUCCCGGACAACUACUUGGGUCGUGUGACCAUGGGCGUUCUGCACGACGAGGCUUCUGAAAUUGUAAUCAACAACGUCACCCCAGCGGACGAGGGCGAUUACAAGUGUUCGGUGACUACCUUCCCGCCCGCAGCCAGAGAAAUGCAUUUCACUCUCAAGGUCAAUGCUCCUCCACCGCCGCCGACGCCGCCGAAGCCGCCGACACCAAAUUGGAGCGCCAUCAUUUUGGGGGUUCUUUUUGUAUUCGCGGCAAUCGCCGCAGUAGUGUUUGCCUACCUUUGGAAAAAGAAUGAAAAAAAUGGGAGAAGGGCGGAAGACAAUAAUCAACCUCUUCGUGGCCACCAGACUGCAUAAACCACCCCACUGAAACCUGGGUCGUUGCUGCUUUUGGCUGAAUCUUCGUUUGUCGCAACCAGGCCAUGGACAAACACGCAUGUCGUGGUCUACGUGUGUGUAUGUCUUGUUUCCAACAAACUGCCCUACCGGUAAACCUGUGAGCCUCCAUGCCACUUGUGGUCUUUUAAUACUUUACAUUUUGCGAGACUGGGUUUCAGAAUCAGUCUUGCUUCAGCCGCUCCGCCAAGAGACUCCCCCGAGGUCUCGAAUCAUAAUUGUGAUCGUGUCCAACGCUCAAUCGGCUCUUAUCAUGAGAAAGCUAAUUUAUUUGUGUCAUCUUUACAUGUUAUAUACAGACAGUCCCCGGGUUAUGGAAGGGGGGUUAGGCCUCCGAGAACGAUUCGCAACACCAAGUUUUCUGCACUUCCGAAACUGAACAAUUUUCCCCCCAAAUCAAGAUAAAAUCAAGAUAAAAUCAAGAUAAAAUCAAGAUAAAAUCAAGAUAAAAUCAAGAUAAAAUCAAGAUAAAAUCAAGAUAAAAUCCCGUAGCCGGAAAUAGUUGUGAAUGACGAAGGACUUGCUUGCUAGAUGAGGAAGAAGGAGAGAUGGGAAUUGCAUCAUCGGGGUCAACAUCAGGUGGUCAUAAGCUCUCAAGGCAGGGCUGCAGAGGGAGCCUCAGCCCUGCCUUUUUACGCCUCCUCUCUCCGCGGUAUUCAUCCGCAACCUCACCGCGCCGCACUACUUUCGCUUACGCAACUAACGCAAAACAUUUCCGCAUGUUGACAUUUUUUUCACGUGUUUCAUGGCGAGCUUUUAGGUAAGGUCGGAUUUCCGUACGUCGGUUCUUCUGUAACCCGGGGACUGUGUUGUCAUGAGGAUACAAAAUUGCCUUUCGCUUGUGAUUAGAAUAUUCAAGUUGUUACUUCAUACGUUUUGAUUUAAAGCUUUCGUGACUGCAGGGAUUCAUAUUCUUGGUUCUUUCGGUAAAGUCACGUAGAAGGGAAAUAAUGAAAUAAUAUUGAUAUAAAACAAUUAAAAUUCACACGACGUUUCGACUGGAACACAAGCAAUCAUCAUCAGGUGUGAAAUCCACAGCAAGAAAAUUUGAAGAAGAAAAAAACUCCACUUUUUUCAAAUUUUCAUACGUUCUUCGUUGAUUACUUUACAAUAGCCUUAAAAACGUAACGCGCUUUAACAUAUUUCAUAGUUUUUUUGUUACUCUUGUGUCAAGGUUGCCCAUCGAGCCAUGUUGUGCCGCUACAGGGGAUCCGUGUUCGUUCAAAUCGGUGGGUGGUGUGUCUUUUUAUUAAAGUCUCGGUCUCGGGUUGCAGAUUCGAUUCGAUGAUGAUCAUAAUGCAGCCAGCUUCUUAGAACGCCUCCGCCGCAGUAAGUUGUGGUCACGUCGAUUUUUCUCCGGGUCUUUCGGUGUUUCCCUAACAUAUUUAGAAUCGGCAUCGUGCAUUUCGAAAUCUUUUGGCUACUAUGAAUGUCCAAACUAAAAAUGUGCGCAGACUGUGCUGUAGACCAUUGCUAAUGGCAACUGUGCAGGCAGGUGUGUCAAUUCUAGAUGUGAAACUUUCGUGGCUGCAAGGAUUCAUACUCUUAGGUUUUUUUGGUAAAGUCACGUAGGUAAAAAAUAACAUUAAAAUUAAUUAAAGUAAUAGUAGAAAUAAAAUAUCUUCUUGGUUCUUUCGGUAAAGUCACGUAGAAGGGAGAUAAUAAAAUAAUAAAAAUAAAACAUAAAAUAAUACAAUU